ACCAUUCUUCCGGGUCCGGAAGGUGAUCUCCACCCGUGCUCAGAUCCAGGGGCCCGGGACAGUAGGUAGGAGUUAAGUGGGUAGGGUCCCUUAACCAGGGUUGUCCGGUGUGGGUGGUGUGUGUUGUUUCGCCUAACGUGUCAGUGGCACAAAUCACGCGAACUCAUAAACAUUGUGCGUUCGGAAACCUUUUCAAGAUGCAUUUAAUCCCUGCGUAAACUCACGUUAAGCAUUCACGAAGGCAUGUGCUCUGUUCUCUCGGAAGCGGCCGGCCGGCUUCCCCUCCUCGGGCGCCGCUGCGGGCGCAGGUCCUCAAGUCCCAGCCUCCCAUAGGCCCAAGGCCUUCUGGGCUCCAAUUUGAGGCGAAGCCACCCCAGUUUCGUAAUUUUUCUGCAGUGAUUUAUUUUUACCUUUCAGGUAAGUUCGAAAGCUUCCAGCUCACUUUCAGACAUUUCCACUAACGCAACUACGUAUUUGCAACAUACUUUUUUCAGAUUCCUUGACAAGAAUAUCCUAGUGACCAAACACCACCUUACUGGGAGUCAGAACGUCUGGGUUCUAGUCUUGACUGCCAUUAACUAGCGGUAUGACACUGGAGACGCCUUUUUGACCCCUAUGGAUUUACGUUUCCUUUUCUGUAAAAUGAGGAGCUUGGAAUAAGUGACAAAUUUCCUUCCAGUUUUGACAUUUGGGUUAUUGCCUCCAAUAUGUCUUUCCAGUUUCUGCCUCAAUUACAUAUCUGUGCUUUGGUUAAUAUCUUGUAGUGUCCUUCCUCCCAUUCCCUUAAUCUGUGCUCUUCUCAAAUCUGGUUUCAUACUCGUUUAAAAAUUAUUUUCUCAAGGGAUCCUGUGUUUCCCGAGCACUCUACUUUUGGUCCAGGGGCACAACCAGAUCCAGAAAAUGAGGCCCAUAGGAAACAAGUGACUUGCUGAGUCCAGAUAACACUUACUAUCAGAGAGAAACAUGAACCAGAAGCUAUUGAAAUUGGAGAACUUGCUACGAUUUCACACUAUUUAUAGGCAACUGCACAGUCUGUGUCAAAGAAGAGCAUUAAGACAGUGGAGCCAUGGGUUUUCAUCUGCUUACCCUGUGUGGACAGCUCAGCUGUAUGCCUGGCCCUGGCCAACAGAAAUGCUCAUUGGGGCUGCUUUAUCUCAGUAUAGGUUUCUAGUAACAAAAAAGGAAGAAAGACCACGGAAAUCUCAGUUAUCUUCAACAAAAUCUAAAAAGGUGGUAGAAGUAUGGAUUGGAAUGACUGUUGAGGAACUGGCCAGGGCAAUGGAAAAAAACACAGAUUAUAUAUAUGAAGCUUUAUUGAACACUGCUAUUGACAUAGAUUCACUGGAAGCAGACUCACAUUUAGAUGAAGUCUGGAUCAAGGAAGUGAUAAUGAAGGCAGGGAUGAAGUUAAAGUGGAGUAAAUUGAAACAGGACAAAGUCAAAAAAAAUAAAGAUGCUGUAAGAAGGCCCCAGGCAGAUCCAGCUUUAUUAAUCCCAAGGUCCCCGAUUGUUACUAUAAUGGGCCAUGUUGAUCAUGGGAAAACGACAUUACUUGACAAACUUCGAAAAACUCAAGUGGCAGCAAUGGAAGUUGGAGGCAUCACUCAGCACAUUGGUGCCUUUCUUGUUUCUCUGCCUUCUGGGGAAAAGAUAACUUUUCUUGAUACUCCAGGACAUGCUGCUUUCUCAGCAAUGAGAGCCAGAGGGGCUCAGGUCACUGACAUUGUCAUAUUGGUUGUAGCUGCAGAUGAUGGGGUGAUGAAACAAACUGUAGAAUCUAUUCAGCAUGCCAAAGAUGCACAAGUUCCUAUUGUCCUUGCCAUAAAUAAAUGUGACAAAGCUGAGGCUGAUCCUGAAAGAGUGAAAAAAGAGCUGCUGGCUUAUGAUGUGGUAUGUGAAGAUUAUGGAGGUGAUGUUCAAGCAGUGCCUGUCUCCGCACUUACGGGCAAUAAUCUGAUGGCUUUGGCAGAAGCAACAAUUGCUCUGGCAGAAAUAUUAGAAUUGAAAGCAGAUCCCAAUGGUCCAGUGGAAGGAACAGUAAUAGAGUCUUUCACAGACAAAGGAAGAGGUCCUGUUACUACAGCUAUAAUUCAAAGAGGAACUUUAAGAAAAGGUUGUGUUCUGGUUGCUGGAAAUUGUUGGGCAAAAGUACGCUUAAUGUUUGAUGAAAAUGGAAAAACAAUCCAUGAGGCCCAUCCCAGCAUGCCAGUGGGAAUUACAGGCUGGAGAGACCUUCCUUCUGCAGGAGAAGAAAUUCUUGAAGUAGAAUCUGAGCCAAGGGCACGUGAAGUUGUUGACUGGAGGAAGUAUGAACAAGAACAGGAGAAAGGUAAAGAGGAUAUGAAAAUAAUAGAAGAAAAGCGAAAGGAACACCAAGAAGCAUAUCAGAAAGCCCGUGAGAAGUAUAGCAAUGUGCAGUGGAAGAAGAGAUCACUUCUACAGUAUUUAGAAAGAAAAGAACAAACAUCCUUAAAGCGAAAACAGGAAAUGGAAAGAGAUUCAAAUGUACUUCCUGUGAUUAUUAAAGGUGAUGUUGAUGGUUCUGUUGAGGCCAUUUUGAACAUUAUAGAUACCUAUGAUGCUUCACACGAGUGUGAACUAGAAUUAGUACAUUUUGGAGUAGGUGAUAUAAGUGCAAAUGAUGUUAACCUUGCUGAAACAUUUAAUGGUGUUAUAUAUGGCUUUAAUGUGAAUGUAGGCAAAGUUAUCCAAGAGUCAGCUGCAAAAAAAGGUGUAAAAAUGAAACUUCACAAAAUAAUUUACCGUCUUGUUGAAGAUUUGCAAGAGGAACUGAGCAGCAGAUUACCCUGUGCUGUGGAAGAGCACCCAGUAGGUGAGGCAUCUAUACUAGCUACCUUCUCUAUAACAGAAGGGAAGAAAAAAGUUCCUGUGGCUGGCUGCAGAGUCCAAAAGGGACAGUUAGAAAAACAGAAAAAAUUUAAAUUAACCCGUGAUGGACAUGUAAUUUGGAAGGGUUCAUUAACCUCACUGAAACACCAUAAAGAUGACAUUUCAAUUGUCAAAACGGGAAUGGAUUGUGGUCUCAGUUUAGAUGAAGAAAAUAUGGAAUUUAAAGUGGGAGAUAGAAUUGUUUGUUACGAAGAAAAACAAAUUCAAGCCAAGACUUCUUGGGAUCCAGGAUUUUAAAAUACAUUAAAAAUGUAAAUAACUCAA
Chlorocebus sabaeus (green monkey) is the source of this 3174-nucleotide messenger RNA. RefSeq names its product mitochondrial translational initiation factor 2 (gene MTIF2). Gene Ontology annotation, molecular function: GTP binding; GTPase activity; translation initiation factor activity. Gene Ontology annotation, biological process: translational initiation. Gene Ontology annotation, cellular component: cytoplasm. Lineage: Eukaryota; Metazoa; Chordata; Mammalia; Primates; Cercopithecidae. The record is from RefSeq and is a predicted model, not a curated record.